AUGGAAACUAAUAUUCCAGAAACUGGACGCAUUCUCCCUACAUUUGCUGAAGUCUGUUUAUUUGUCACUAUAAUGAAAACUGACAUUUCAGAAACUGAACGCGUUUUUCCUGCAUUUGCUGAAGUUUGUUUACCUGUCACUAUAAUGGAAACUGACAUUUCAGAAACUGAAUGCAUUUUUCCUGCAUUUGCUAAAGCCCACUUACCUGUCACUAUAAUGGAAACUGAUAUUCCAGAAACUGAACACGUUUUCCCUACGUUUGCUGAAGUCCACGUGGUUAUCAAAAGAUAUGUUGCAAAAACUAAUGCUGUUUUAAUUUUAGGAAAGACAUUCAAAAAUCCUGACGGUAGUGACUAUAGGCAGGUAUUCUUUGUCUGUGAAAAACAAGGGAAGUAUGGUGAAAAGAAUGAGAAACAUACCACCAAGCGAACUGGGUGUCCUUUUUUUGUAGGAGUAAAUUAUCGCAAAAGAGCCCAAGAAUUCGUAAUAACAAAGUCAUGUUUAGAGCAUAAUUAUGAUCUUUGUCUGGAUGUCACGAAAUUCAGCACUAUUAUGUGCAAAUUUGAUCAAAAUGAUCUUGUCCU
Messenger RNA from Ambispora gerdemannii, 584 nucleotides. The record is from the annotation of a GenBank genome assembly. NCBI's taxonomy places the organism in Eukaryota, Fungi, Glomeromycota, Glomeromycetes, Archaeosporales, Ambisporaceae.